This is a messenger RNA of Ceutorhynchus assimilis (cabbage seed weevil), 1015 nucleotides long. NCBI's taxonomy places the organism in Eukaryota, Metazoa, Arthropoda, Insecta, Coleoptera, Curculionidae. The record is from the annotation of a GenBank genome assembly.
UGUUAGUUUAUUCUCCAAAAACUAGUGUGUCCGUGUAGGAUGACUGAAACUGAACCUAACCUUAGUUUCUCAAAAUCAUAACAAAACAAACAACAAAUAAUUCAAAACAAAGCUAUAAAAACAAUAGUGAAAACAACGCAAAUCCUAGGCAAACUAAGAUUAUUACACUUCCAAACAAAAAUCAUGAAAAGAAAAGCAGAAGACUCUCACGGCGCCAAACCAGUUCCCUUCUGGGCUAUGGGCCUUUUGAAAACAAUGAAAGACCCUAAAUACAUUCUCAAUUCAGACAAUCAAAUAACCAUAAUAAAAGACAUGUAUCCCAAAGCACGCCAUCACUUCUUAGUGCUCCCCAACACGGACAUUGGCAGCCUUAAAACACUUACCAAAGAUCACGUACCUCUUUUACAACACAUGAUAAAGUUUGGCCAAAAUUAUGUCGAAGAGCACCAUCAAAGCGUAGCUUUUAAAUUUGGUUAUCAUGCAGAAGCGAGCAUGUUUCGUCUUCAUUUACACAUUAUAAGCGAAGACAUGGAUUCCCUAGCUUUGAAGACCAAGAAACACUGGAACAGCUUUACUACUGAGUUUUUUUUGAAUCCACAGCAAAUUAUAACGGAUUUAAGGGAAAAUGGUCAGGUGCAGUUACCAACAAAGGAAAAGUGCAAAGAGUAUAUGGAUAUGCCUUUAAAGUGCCACAAGUGUGAAUUAAAACCUAAGAAUAUGCCUGAAUUGAAGAGACAUUUGUUGACACAUUUAGUUUAGUAUUAUAGUAGGUAUUCAUUUCUUGAAAAAAUAUAAGUAUGUACAAUUUUUUUUUUUUUUGAAUUGUUCAGGUGUUUUCCUUGUCCCUGGUGCAUUUGAAGUCAGCCUUCGGUAAAAUAUUUAUUCACAUUCUCAAUGUUGAUUUCAUACUGUUCAAUAACAUACUGUAGUCCAUAUCAAACACUAAUUUUUUCCCAAUGAUCCUUUUCUCACAAACUGAUUAAUACCUUUUUGUACUUUUUGAAGCAACUAUCGC